Drosophila novamexicana is the source of this 3087-nucleotide messenger RNA. It is a transcript of the gene olf413, whose product is annotated as MOXD1 homolog 2. The record is from RefSeq and is a predicted model, not a curated record. The coding region runs from base 602 to 2866 and encodes 754 amino acids. The transcript has 11 exons. Gene Ontology annotation, cellular component: secretory granule membrane. Gene Ontology annotation, biological process: octopamine biosynthetic process; norepinephrine biosynthetic process; dopamine catabolic process. Gene Ontology annotation, molecular function: dopamine beta-monooxygenase activity; copper ion binding. NCBI's taxonomy places the organism in Eukaryota, Metazoa, Arthropoda, Insecta, Diptera, Drosophilidae.
GGUGAAAGAUAAACCCACAGAAGCAUUUUUGGGAUUACAGCAGCCGCAGUAGAAGAAGAAGCAGCCGCAGAGGAAGAAGAAGUGGGAAGAAGAAGGGGGCUUCGCUUAGAAAAUAUCACAACAUUGCAGUCAGGUGCCUCACAGAGGGUCGUCCACAUCCGCCAGACUCCAGCUGCUCUGUUCGUGCGUGUGUGUGUGCGUUUAUAUGUGCGUGUCUGUUUGUGUGACAAGCGCAACUAAUGAGCAGCAACAAAUCGGAAACAGGAAGCAGCAGCAACAGCAGCAGCAGUAGCUUGGAAUGAAAGUAAAACUGCGUGGCCAUUAUUAUCAUUACUAAAUAAUCGUAACUGUGAUAGCACCAAAGAAAGCAGAAGCUCAAGCGGCAAGCGGCAAGGCUAAAGAUACACAACAAGCAGCAACAGAUACAUUUACAGAUACAGAUACAAAAGCUAAACAGUUGCUGCCGCGCGUAAUUACGUUUCAGUGAUUUUCAAACUAAUAAAUGUCGUACGCGCAAUCGCUGGCAGCAGCAGCAGCAACAACAACAACAACAGCAACAACAAUUUACUAAAGCCAAGCAGCCAACAAAACUCCGCACAAAAUGGCGCACAAAAUGAGGCAGACAACAGGAAAAGCGGCAACAACACAGACGACAGCAACACAGUGCUCCACAAAAGCAACACAAGUUGGCACGCAUUCAAGUUCAAGGCGGUCAUCGUUAAUCACAUGUUUUAUAUCCUGCCACACGUUCAGCUCGCUCUUGUUGCUGCUCGUGGUGCUUGCCACGGCGCAAGCGGCCAGCAAGUUGACCACUCGCAGCAACAGCAGCAGCAGCAGCAACAACAACAGCAGCAACAACACAACAGCAGCAGCAGCAGCAUCAGCAUCACAGGCGACGCCCGUUUGGGAUCAUGCCAUCGAUUUGAAUGAGGAUUUUCGCAUACUAUGGCAAAUCAUUAAUCAGGAUAUAACAUUUGAAAUACAAGCACGUACAUUAGGUUAUGUCGGCUUUGGAUUCUCGCCCGAUGGGAAUCUAGCUGGCGCGGAUAUGGCCAUCGGUUGGGUGGACAAGGGUCAAACAUAUUUUCAGGAUCGACACGUCACACGCAAUGGCGACACUGAGCCCGUCGUGGAUCCCUCCCAGGAUUACAUGCUGAUGCUGGGCUACGAGAAUGCCACCCACACCGUCCUACGCUUCCGCCGCAAGUUGGACACAUGCGAUGCCAGCCAUGACAUCGCCAUAACGAACGAUACAAUGCGCUUGCUGUACAUGUAUCACGCACAGGAUCCACCGCACGGCUCGGUGCGUCCCGGCACGCUGCCCGAUCCGGCGCGCGCCUUCCGACCUUAUCGGCCCAUGGUGCUCAUGCAGCGCGCCCAGCUGCAGUUGCCAUCGCCGCAUGAUGAGCGCGUCCGUGUGCUGGAGCUGCGCAAUGAGGACGUGGAGCUGCCUCCGGGCGAUACGCCGCUUUUUUGGUGCAAAAUGUUCAAGCUGGAGGAUAUCAAUCGAAAGCAUCAUCUCAUUCGGUACGAGCCGAUUUAUGAUUCAUCGUCCAGCGUACACUACUUGCAGCACAUAACGCUCCACGAGUGCCAAGGGUCGCACUCGGAGCUGGAGGAGCUGGCACGCGAACAGGGCAGACAGUGUAUGGGCGCCCGUUCCAUUCCGCUGGCAUGCAAUGCCAUUGUUGCCUCCUGGUCGCGGGGCAGCGAGGGCUUUACGUAUCCACAUGAAGCGGGCUACCCGAUUGAGUCGCGACAGGCCAAAUAUUAUUUAAUGGAGACCCAUUACAACAAUUUGAAGCCGGACUUUGCCCAAUUGCAUGCCAGACAAAUGGCGGAUAAUUCUGGUUUGAAAAUCUACUUUACGCACGUGCUGCGACCAAAUGACGCUGGCAUUUUGUCAAUCGGUAUGGAUCCCAACUGGCGCCACAUUAUACCGCCGGGACAGAAGCGCGUGAUAUCGGAGGGCCAAUGCAUUGAGGAUUGCACCGGCUAUGCCUUUCCCGCCCAGGGCAUCAACAUUUUUGCGGUCAUGAUGCGCACACAUCAAAUCGGCAAGGAGGUUAAGCUGCGUCAGAUACGACAAACCGAGGAGCUUCCGCCAAUUGCACACGACAGCAAUAUAGAUGUGGCCUAUCAGGACUUUCGACGUUUGCCACAGUCGGUGCAUUCCAUGCCCGGCGAUAGACUCAUCGCCGAAUGCAUUUAUGACAGUUCGUCACGAAAGGCAAUUACGCUGGGUGGCCUCACAAUGAAGGAAGAAAGCUGCACCGUGCUGACACUUUACUAUCCACGCCAAAAGAAACUGACAACGUGUCAUUCACUACCCAGCCUGCCCACAGUGCUGCAUUCCCUUGGCAUCGAACAACUUGCAACCGACUCGAAUCCCGUGCUGAUUUCAUCACCGCCCGAAUUGGCUGGCAUGACAUUGGAGGCACGUCUGAUAUCCUACGAUUGGGAAAAUCAAUUUGGCGAAUUUCAAGAGGCCACACGCAAGGGCAGCUUUAAGCCCAUCUGCUGGGGAGCCAAGAAUCAUGUGGUGCCGGGCUCCGAGUUUCUCGAAGGCUACAGCAUAAAUGUGACCAAGACCUACAAGAAGCACAAGCGCUGCAAGCCGAAGCGCCUCUUCGCGCCCAUCACGGAGCGCACCUCGCCUGCGGCGGAUCUCAGUGAGUUGCCGGUGCUCCAUGAGCUGGACAACAACAACAUCAUCGAGGGAGCCGCACGCAGCAGUCGCAGCUCGGCGACUGAUGUCCACGGGGGACUGAGCGGUGCCAACCGGAGCAAUUGUGGCCAGUUUACCAGCUGUCUGCUGUGGCUGGGCGCCGCAUCCUGGUGGCUGCUGCUGAUGCUAAGGACGUGAGGAGCAGACGCAUCCAAUGGCACAGCAGAGCGAAGCAGCAGCAGCAGCACAGGCACCACCGUCUAACUACACUAUAUACAUAAAUACUCAACAGAAAAGAAAAGAAAAGAAAAACAAAAGAAAAAUAUGCAACUACAACUCUUUAACUAUAAAUGACAGCUCUUAAUCCUACUACAAUACAAGUACAGACAACAACAUCAAGCAAAGCAAACACAAAUAAC